Molecule: messenger RNA, 5679 nt
Organism: Oncorhynchus nerka (sockeye salmon)
Lineage: Eukaryota; Metazoa; Chordata; Actinopteri; Salmoniformes; Salmonidae
Gene: macir
Product: macrophage immunometabolism regulator
Exons: 2
Coding region: 258-944 (228 amino acids)
Biological process (GO): negative regulation of fibroblast migration; negative regulation of cytokine production involved in inflammatory response
Source: RefSeq, a predicted model, not a curated record
CAGCCUAAGCAUUACGAAACUUCUAUUAGAUCAAAUAAGCCUCACGUAUCAAAAUAGAAAUGCAUUUUUUUAUAUUGACUAAAUUCGACACUAAAUGUCUCCCAUACAAAAACUCUUCACUUGCUUAAUAAUUAAUUAUUUGCUGAACGUGGAGAGAUUUUGGGCGGAGUAAACCUUCUCGUUUUGCCUCUUCCUCUCCGAUUUGGCUCAAAUAAGAAGAGGCGUGAACGUCGGGUGGCUUUGCUGUUGAACAGGUCAUGUCGGUAAAGAUGGAAAUGGAUGUCAGUGGCGUGUCCAGGACACCCAUCUCUGUUCUACCUGCUGCUGCAGAGGUCAAAGCCAUGCUGAAACCCGAUACAGGGGACAGGCCCCGCUGUGCCAGCACCCCCUGCUCCCCCAUCAAAAGUACUGUUUCAGGCUUCCAGAUUCUCCACAUGGACUCCAACUACCUAGUCGGCUUCACCACCGGCGAGGAGCUGCUAAAACUAGCCCACAAGUGGUCUCCCAACCCAGAGAAGACCCUUAUCACCACACCGACCACCACAACGUCAACAGCAUCAGAGGCCUUGCCCAGUUCUGUCCCCAAACCCAUGGACCUGGGCAUCCACCGGGCGUCGCGCAUUUACAAAGCCAAAAACCGCUACUACCAGCCAUACGACAUCCCCGUGGUCAAUGGGCGCCGGCGUAGGCGCAUGCCCAGCUCAGGUGACCCCUACCUCAGGCCCCUGUCCCAAGGGGAGGGUGGCCCAGGGAGGGCCCUGCACCACGGCCCCCUGCCCCUCUGCCUUCUCAAGGGGAAGAGGGCCCAGUCCAAGUCCCUGGACUACCUCAACCUGGACAAAAUGAGUGUCAAGGAGCCUCCGGCCGACACAGAGGUGCUGCAGUUCCAGCUCCAGCACCUGACGCUGCGGAGCGAGCGCAUGUUCACCAGGAACAAGACAUGAAGCAACACCAGAGUCACCACCCGCCUGUUCUCUCAUCCACUCCCAUGGGAUUUGGGUGCUAUUUCCAGCUGUGCGUUUCUCUCCCUACUCAGAUCAUAGGAUAGUCCUUUAAGGGGACACUUGCGGAGACCACUAAUCUUGUUAUUAUUAUGAAGCGAGGGUGACAAACUAAGCGGGUCUCUUGACGAAAUGAGACGCAUGCUUACGUAUACGUAAAAAUCCAGUGAACAGAAAUUGUUAAGUUAGUACACUGAAAACGGGGGUCGUUUAGAUACAAAAAUGUGAAGUUCGUCAGGAUUAGCAAUAACUGGUAAACGUAUUUAUUGACUGUGUGUGUGAGUGUGUAUGUGUGUGCGCGCGCACCUUUUUAAAAAUGGUAAGGGAUGUGUAACCAAUGCCUCUCCAACUGGCCCCUUUUAUUCUGCAUUGGACUGCACUGUUAGACAUAUUAUGUUUUUACAGACCUUGCAUCCUCAACUACAGGACACCUUUACUUUUUAACCACUAUACAUCCAUAGCCAUUAGCAUUAGCCGCAGCAGUACUGCACUCUACAUCCAUAGCAAUUAGCAUUAGCCCCAGCAGCACUGCACUAUACAUCCAUAGCCAUUAGCAUUAGCCGCAGCAGUACUGCACUCUACAUCCAUAGCAAUUAGCAUUAGCCCCAGCAUCACUACACUCUACAUCCAUAGCAAUUAGCAUUAGACCCAGCAGUACUGCACUUUACAUCCAUACCAAUUAGCAUAAGUUCCAGCAGUACUGCGCUAUACAUCCAUAGCAAUUAGCAUUAGCCCCAGCAUCACUACACUCUACAUCCAUAGCAAUUAGCAUUAGCCCCAGCAGUACUGCACUAUACAUCCAUAGCAAUUAGCAUUAGCCUCAGCAGUACUGCACUUUACAUCCAUACCAAUUAGCAUUAGCCCCAGCAGUACUGCACUUUACAUCCAUACCAAUUAGCAUAAGUUCCAGCAGUACUGCGCUAUACAUCCAUAGCAAUUAGCAUUAGCCCCAGCAUCACUACACUCUACAUCCAUAGCAAUUAGCAUUAGCCCCAGCAGUACUGCACUAUACAUCCAUAGCAAUUAGCAUUAGCCUCAGCAGUACUGCACUUUACAUCCAUACCAAUUAGCAUUAGCCCCAGCAGUACUGCACUUUACAUCCAUACCAAUUAGCAUAAGUUCCAGCAGUACUGCGCUAUACAUCCAUAGCAAUUAGCAUUAGCCAAAACAGUACUGCGCUAUACAUCCAUAGCAAUUAGCAUUAGCCCCAGCAGUACUGUAUGUAAGCUACUGUAUGUCUGUAUGUGUGUGGAUGUAUAGGGGCGGCAGGUAGCCUAGUGGUUAGAGUGUUAGACCAGUAACCGAAAGGUUGCUAGAUCAAAUCCCCGAGCUGACGAGGUAAAAAAAAGUCUGUCAUUCUGCCCCUGAACAAGACAGUUAACACAACUGUUCCUAGGCCAUCAUUGUAAAUAAGAAUUUGUUUCUUAACUGACUUGCCUAGUUAAAUAAAGUUUUUUUUUUUUUUAUGUGAAAGCUCACUCCGCUACACUACUAUUUUGCUCUUGCCAAGCACCAGGGAAAUGUGGGUUUAAUGUAAACCACUGACUGUUACACAAUCAAAAGGUUAUUUAAAACAGAAUCCUGUAAAGGGGCAAUCUGCGGUUACUGCAUCCAUUUUUGGACUUAUAAAUUGAUGAUACUCAUUGAUUCUUGAAGAAUAUAACUUUUAAAUGCCUCAUGAGCUUUACUUCAACUGUCGUAGCCCAUCAGAACUUAAAAUAUAUGCUUGUUUUACUCCACUGUUUGUAAACAGUAAAUAUAAACAAACACUAUAUAUAUAUCCUCAAAACAUGGUUAAAACUAUCAUUUUCCUAUCAUUGGUGGUCAGUCCUUGCAUUCAUAUCUAUGAAUUUGAGUGUGGUUACAUUUCUACAGCCCUAUCCCUCCGCUUUUUACCGAAACAGGGGCGGGGGAAACGCUUUGUUAUUGCUUCAACUGCUGAUUGCUGCUCUAAGAGGAUUUGUGGGGGAGCGGCUUACCGUCAGAGUGCCUGAGGUGAGAUUAGCUCCUUAUAUACAGAAUUAAUCCCCUCACUCCAUUUCUCCCAGUCAGACUGAAUCCUCAGCAGGGGUGAGGGGUUGAAUUAGGAGAUUCCAGAUUUUCUGCAUCUAGACGUUGUGUCCAUCAUUCUGAAUCACAGUCAUUCUUUUCAUUUCCUGAAUGGGAGGGAUGGGUGUUUUAGCCUGGGUAAAAGGUUAUCAAUUUAGUUUGAUGUUUUUGCCACCCCUUCAUAAAGGUGUGUAGAGCACCUGAAACACGUACCGUAGCUAUGGAAACCAAAGGAGGAUUAUUUUGGGGUGCCCUGGGAAAACUUGACCACAUUUUAAUAUGAUCUAUUUGGGGUUUCGUAGGACACGUGACAAUCAUUUUGAGGCGUAAUCUUGGAGAACACCUUACUUGAAGUAGCCCUGACCUAAUGCCCUCAUAACAAAAUCAUUUGCAUGAUAUAAAUGAUCUGAUAGUCUCUUACCAAUGACAAUUUACCUAUCAUAAGCCAUAUGACAUGCAAUGGUAACUAUACACUGAGUGAACGAAACAUUAAGGACACUUUACUAAUAUUGAGUUGUCAACACAUGACAGUAAAGUGCACCAUCUCAUGACUAUACAAUUCUGGUCUUUCUCAAUACUGUAAUUCACCAAGCGACCAAAAUUGUAACAUUUUUUGGAAAGAUCACCUUCCUUUCCUCCAGACAUGCAAAACUACAACUAGGCAGGGUAUUGGUCCAGACAUUUACACUGAGUGUAGAACAUAUUAAGAACACCUUCCUAAUAUUGAGUUGCACCCCCUUUUGCCCUCAGAACAGCCUCAAUUCGUUGAGGGUGUGGACUCUAGAAGGUGUCAAAAGCGUUCCACAGGGAUGCUGGCCCAUGAUGACUCCAAUGCUUCCCACAGUUGUGUCAAGUUGGCUGGAUGUCCUUGGGGUGGUGGACCAUUCUUGAUACACACGUGAAACUGUUAAGCGUGGAAAAUCCCAGCAGCGUUGCAGUUCCUAACACAAACCGGUACACCUGGCACAUACUACCAUACCCCAUUUAAAGGCACUUAAAUUUUUUGUCUUGCCCAUUCACCCUUUCAAUGGCACACAUACACAGUCCAUUCCUCAAUUGUCUCAAGGCUUAAAAAUCCUUCUUUAACCUGUCCCCUCCCCUUCAUCUACACUGAUUGAAGUGGAUUUAACAAGUGACAUCAAUAAGGGAUCAUAGCUUUCACCUGGAUUCACCUGGUCAGUCUGUCAUGAAAGACCAGGUGUUCAUAAUGUUUUGUACACUCAGUGUACAUGUAUAUGCCAUAUCAUGCAUUAUAUGGUUUGGUGUGACUUUCAAAUUCUACUAUUAUGGGUUUAAGCUCUUUUUCAUCAUGCUUCUCUUUUCCACGCUAACCUCUUUGUGUCAUAGGACAAGAAAAUAACCUCCAAAAACCAUACAAGGAAAUAUUUUCAAAGUUAGGAACUGCACAUCCAUCUCCUCUGUGUGUUCUCCAUUGUGUUUGUGUCAGUGUAGUUUGAGUAAAAGGUUAUUGGACCCUUCUAGAUGGUUCAUGGGUUAGGGUUAGUCACCUGUCUGUCUUCACUCUAAAUGGGUUUACAGAAAUUGCUUAAUCUGUAUUUCCAUUAAAAAAAGGUGUUUAAUGUAACUAUAUCAUUAUUUAUUUUUUAUAUCAUUUUUUAUUUCUAGUUGUAAUUUAUCUGAAGUCAUGGAAGAUAUUGGUUUAAUAUAAAAAUGGCAGUAUGUUGCAUAUAGGCUAUGUUUACCUGGAGUGGACACUUAAAGGCACCUUAACCCGACGUAUGAACGGUGAUGUGUACUUAUUUAAGGGUGCAGAUCACAACAGCAGCUAAAGAUAAAAACUCUUAACGGUGAUAUGUUUUCACCAAACACUUGGAAAUGUUCUCUGGUGAAAUAUAUUCGGUAUUAUCAAUAACCGUCAACAAUUUGCUCACAGAUGUGACUGUGUUUGCAGUGAAUUUUUGGUGGCUUCUUAGUUGUGAUGUUUAGAAUGUGUUGAUUUAACAGUUUAACCUUAACAGUGUUCGUACCGCAUCAUAUUAAUAGUAUACAGUAGAAAUUAACAGUUUUACUUUGGCCAUCAUGAAGGAAAAUGCUACUUGAACAACACAUGUUUUAAUAUGCCAUACAAUGCAAGAUAUUGUAAGACUGUGUCAGUUCUAAACAGGAAUAUCCAAUGCAUUAUGGGAAUUAAUAAUAGACUACAGUAAUUCUGGACUGAGAUGCCCGUUUAUUAGAGAAUCUCCAUUGAACAUGGUUUUUAGGCCAGGACUGUUCUUAAUCUGUGAUCUGGAAACCGGCCCUCGAUGUUCACAGUAAAGCAUUGUCUUCAUGAUUACAAUGUGGGUUGAAACGUGAUAUUUUCCUGCAUGACCAUUAACCACAACAAUGGAACAAGGAAGUUGCAUCGCAGGUCAACAGUGCUUUUCAGUGACUCAUUUUGACUUCAUGUUCAUAGGCUUGUGUGGAACUUUGUCAUUUUAUUCCUACAAAAGGUUUAUUGUCAUUUUGACUUUCUGGUCAAAUCUUUCACACCGCUUGUAUACUGUAGUUUUAGCUACGUAAAAGCAUUUGUUUUGUUUUCUACUGUGUCUAUUUAUGCCCUGCAAUGCGACUGACUUACGUUUUAUUAUCUUUCACUUGACAUUGUUAUUAAAACACUACUACGCUA